AUGCCAGAAAACCCGUCCCUCUCCUCUCGAGUCCGAGGCUCCUUCGUCGGCCUCGCAGUCUGCGACGCAUUAGGAGGGCCUGUCGAAUUCAAGAAGCGUGGUGAAUUCCCCAAGGUGACUACCAUGUUACCGAAUGAGAGUUGUGGCAUCGGGCCGGGCUAUUUCACAGACGACACAUCAAUGGCGUUAUGCCUCGCUCACUCCUUGGUCGACUGCCACGGGAGGUCCAACCUGGUCGACCAGGUUCGAAGGUACAUUGACUGGUGGAAGAAAGGGUAUAUGUCAUCCACCGGCACUUCGUUCGGCAUCGGAGUGUCCACAGCCAGCACACUGGAGCAAUGGUCGAGCGAGCUCGAAGCAAGAUACAACCAACUGCAAGCCGACUCGAUGGAGGCACAGGAAGCGGUUCGUGCCAUUCAGAAGAAUAUCAGGGACGCCUUUUUGGAAGAGAAGUUCUGCGGAAACGGCAGCUUGAUGAGAGUGCUGCCAGCUGCACUUGUUGCCCGGAGCGAGCCAGAAGCUGUCGAACUCGCGCGAGAAAGUUCAUUGCCUACCCACCCUCACCUGCGAUGUGUGCAUGCAUGCAUGAUCUACGCUAGUCUGGUCUACCAAGCUCUCAACGGGGCCACCAAGUCCGAACUGGCCGUCAGCCUGGGCGAGACCAUGAACGAUGCAUCAGGCAACAUCUCCGAUUACCCUUUGGAACCGGCCCUCAAGCAACGUCUCGAAAGGUACCGGACACUGGGCGAUUGGGAGGCGACAGCGUCGGAAGAUAUUCGUAGCACGGGCUAUGUCGUCGACAGUCUGGAGGCGUCUCUCUGGUCUUUCUUCAAGACAGAUGGUUUCGAAGACGGCGCCAUACUUGCAGUCAACUUGGGCGACGAUGCGGACACUGUGGGUGCAAUCUAUGGAGGACUCGCUGGAGCAUUCUACGGCGUUGAUGCAAUCCCUGACCGAUGGCGACAAGAUUUGCAGAGAAUGGAUCUGGUUGACGAGGCUGUGGAGAAAAUCCUCGCAUUCAGAACUCAUACUGUGUAA
Messenger RNA from Capronia coronata CBS 617.96, 1038 nucleotides. RefSeq lists its product as uncharacterized. The record is from RefSeq and is a predicted model, not a curated record. The transcript has a single exon. The coding region runs from base 1 to 1038 and encodes 345 amino acids. Lineage: Eukaryota; Fungi; Ascomycota; Eurotiomycetes; Chaetothyriales; Herpotrichiellaceae.